Hirundo rustica (Barn swallow) is the source of this 648-nucleotide messenger RNA. RefSeq lists its product as uncharacterized. NCBI's taxonomy places the organism in Eukaryota, Metazoa, Chordata, Aves, Passeriformes, Hirundinidae. The record is from RefSeq and is a predicted model, not a curated record.
AUGUCGGCUGCGGCUUGCGGCGGAGCAGGGCUGGCACAGCCCGGAAGCGUGAGGAGGGACCCGGCGUGGCGUCCAGGUGCGGGCCGCCUCUCCGCCCGAGUGUGGGAGGGGAGUGCGGAGCGGGGAGCCUGCAGCCCGAAAAGGGCCGGCUCCAUCCCCGCACCUCCGUCGAGCGGCCGCCGCUCGCCCCCGCCUCUUUUCCGCACAAAGCGGAGGGAGCCGCGUUUCCUGUCCGGGGACCUGCUGAGGAAAACGAGCGUAACUUCCCCGUUCUUAACAGACGAGUCCUUCCAAAGGUCCAUUCCUGCGAGCUCCCCGAUCCCCGCGCCUCCAGGAGCGCAGCCCCACAGCGCUCGCGGAGCGGGCACCGGCCUCUGUGGGCGCCCCCUGAGCGUUUCCCCUCAGUGCUGCCCCUCGGGAGCAGCAGCGCGUGUGUUCUGGCUUCCGUCUAAAUGUGGUCAGUCACGCCAGAAGGAUGAGGAAGAUCCGUGUGUCCAACCAGUCUGUCAGGGCUGUGAGCAUUGCACAGCGGUUUGGGACCCAGAACGGCAGAGCAGGAGGAUAUCAGCUAGCGUGCCUCAGGCAGCGUUUGCUAUUAUCUCUCGGAAUCCACUUUUCUUUUUAGAAUCUUGCUCUAAUUUCUUUUAA